AUGUCGUUUCCGCAACCUACCCCCAUGCGACCAGUCCCCGGCGCGUUUCUUAACACACCUGCGAUAGUACGAUCUACAUCAACUGGUAACGAUCCUGUGAGGCGUCGGUUAUUCCCAGAUGCGAGCUCUGCUGGCGCUCCAACGGGCCCUCUCGCUACGGGAGGGCCAGCCCCUACCGCGUCUCAUGGCACCUCGGCAGGACUACCCCUUCCCCGAUCCUCAGUCGAUCCCUUGGUCAAGCUACCUCCAGUGAGCCAAACCUCACCAGUCGCGAAAGCCGCGAGGGCCAUCAAUAUGGUGCUCCAGUCCGACGGGAGCUUCCCAGAUCUCGACUCCUACCUUAGACCUGGCGCUUCCUCUGACUACGAUAUCUCUUCUGUUGAUUCUCCCGCGGCUCCUUUCCAGAAAGCCCAAACUUAUCCGAUUCCUAACCAAGUCUUCGACCAUAUCAAUGCCGGCCAGCUCCAAACACUCAUGGGUCUCUUUGCCGAGUUAAACCAUGCUUGGGUAGUCAUCGACAACAGCUUGUUCUUGUGGGACUACACUCAGCCCGAUCCUGAACUGAUUGGAUUCGAGGAUCAACCCCACAGCAUCCACGCGGUUGCUUUGGUCCCACCAAAGCCUGGCAUUUUCGUCAGCACCAUUACUCACAUCCUUGUCGUGGCUACGACCUCCGAGUUAAUCCUCCUCGGUGUCGCCGCCGAGACUACUCCCAAGGGUACGCGCAGCGUAUCACUCUACCAGACGAAAAUGGUCCUACCUAUCCGUGGUGCAGAUGUCAGCCAUAUCGCGGGAUCUGCAAGCGGCCGCAUUUUCUUCGGUGGAACUAGCGACACUGAUGUUUACGAACUAUACUACCAGCAGGAGGAAAAGUGGUUCUCCAACCGCUGCGGCAAGAUAAAUCAUACCAACCCUGGUUGGACUUCCGUUGUCUCGCUACAAAGCCACUUUUGGUCGGCUAAGGAGCCGGAACAUUUGAUCAGCAUUGUAGUUGAUGACUCCCGGAGUCUGCUGUACACCCUCUCCUCGCGUUCGACGAUCCGGACAUACCACAUGGAGGCGCCUAAUAAGCUCAACAAGGUUAUUGACAAGGAGAAGAACAGUUGCCUGCGGGAAAUCAGCCACAUGAUCAAUUUCUCUCCCUUGCUCAACGACCGGAUGUCUCUCGUUUCUAUCAGUCCGAUCUCGUCUCGCGAAGCGGCGAAACUCCAUCUUAUGGCAUUAACCAACACCGGGUGCCGACUUUUCCUGAGCGCCACAAGCUCGGCCGCAUAUACGAUAGGCGCAACUUCUAACGCCGCCCCGCAAAGCAUGCAAGUUCAGUUUAUAAAAUUCCCCCCCUCUGAAAGGCGCGCGUCACAACUCCCUCCCUCCGGUUUGGUCUUGACUGGCGAUUCCAUCACGGAUACUCAGUCCGAGUCUCUGAAGACGAGCCGCACCGGAGUUCGAUACGCUCCCGGUUAUUUCCUGGAUUUCGUGAGCAAAGAAUCUCACCCCAAUGCGGAUCUUCUCUUUGUGUCUGCGCCGGAAACUGCUCGAAUCCGCAACAUUUCCCAAGGUUCGCCUCUUAGAUAUUAUGAGCAAGGAAACUGGAUCGAGCUGGGGAGCCGCGUCGAAGCUGUUGGUAUGGUAACGAAACCAUUUGCGGCAGCGAAACAACCGCUUGGGUUCGGUAACGAACUUGCCGUGCAGUUCGACGAUGCCCCGAGCGAGUUUGCCAUUCUCACCAACUCUGGAGUACACGUGGUGCGACGACGACGUCUGGUCGAUAUCUUUGCCUCCUCGCUCAAGGGUUCUUCUGGUGAUGAGGGUGCUGACAGUAUCGCGCGUAAAUUCAUCAGCCUGUACGGCCGAGUGGAAACGAUUGCCUCUGCUCUUGCUGUCGCUUGUGGGCAUGGGGGUGAUGCGCGACCUGGAGGUACCCGGGCUAACGACUCUGCGACAGAAGGUCGAGCACGCGCCAUCUUCGUCGACUUUGGUGGCCAGCCUACCAUUGCCGAGACAGACGGAGCACCUUUGACGACAGAUUCCGUGAAGCUCUCUUCAAGACAUGACGCCCUCGCACUCUACCUUGGCAGACUGAUCCGGAUGCUAUGGAGGUCACCCGUCAUCUCUGUAGGUGUCGCCCCGGCUGGUGGUGUAGCUGUGAACUCUAUGGUUCCCACCAGCAAGCUUCUCUCUGUCCAGGAUAAUCUGGAGAGGCUAAGGAGGUUCCUCGAUGCCAAUCGAUCCUUUAUCCAGGGCCUUUCGGGCCCCUCGGAUUUGCAGCGCGUGGCGAGUAAGAAGGAGGAGGUUGCUUUGCAAGCCGAACACCAAGCGCUGCAUGCUCUGGAGAAGUUGAUGGAGAGCAUCUCCGAGGGAAUUUCCUUCGUUCUCAUGCUCUUCGAUGAGCGAGUCAGCGACAUCUACACCCGACUUGACGACGAAACCCGCCAGGGACUUAAGGACCUCACUUACGAGAGGCUCUUCUCCACAGCCCCUGGAAAGGACCUCGCAAAGGUGCUAGUCAAGGCUAUUGUUAACCGCAAUAUCGAAAGCGGCUCCAAUGUCGAGACCGUUGCAGAUGCCCUAAGGAGGCGCUGUGGCAGUUUCUGCAGCCCCGAUGAUGUUGUCAUCUUCAAGGCACAGGAGCAGCUCAAGCGAGCGUCGGAGCAGCCCCUUGGCUCAAACGCGGCGCGGGGUCUCCUGCAAGAGAGUUUAAGCCUCUUCGAGAAAGUGGCUGGCAACCUCUCUUAUGGCAAUCUGGUAGUCGCGGUGGAGGAGUACAUCAAGAUGCGCUACUAUGCCGGCGCCAUCAGGCUCUGCCUCAAUGUAGCGCGUGAAAAGGAUCGCGGAAACGCUGCCCUUGCGUGGGUUAACGAUGGGCGACCCGCUAAUGACCAACGCGCUUCGGCGUUCCAGGAGCGAAAACUCUGCUACGAUUUAGUACACAAGGUGUUGCAGAAGCUUGACGGCGAAGCCGGCCAGGAGCCCGACAUGGUGGAUGGGAAACUCACGCUGACGGCAACCAAGAGGCUUGAGGCAUACGAGGUUGUGAAUGGCUCGACUGAUGAGCUGUUCCACUUUGGCCUGUAUCAAUGGUACAUCGACCAAGGCUGGACAGACCGCAUCCUUGCCAUCGAUUCGCCGCACGUUGUCACUUUCCUCGAAGGGUUGGCGAGGGAAAAUGCGGCCCACGCAAAUCUCCUCUGCCGCUUCUAUACCCACCAAGGUCAGUACUACCAAGCUGCGGUAGUCCAGUCUGAGCUGGCGCAGGCGGACCUGCCGAUCAGCAUCAAAGACAGGAUCAAUCUGCUGAGCCUAGCAAAGACGAACGCAAACGUUUCGUCCCCCGGCGUCGCGCGACAGCAGCAACAAGUCCUCAACCACAAGAUUACCGAGCUCCUCGAAAUCGCCCACAUUCAAGAUGAUAUACUCGAGAGGCUAAGGGUCGACCCCCGAAUUGACCCGCAAAGGCUGGUCGAGAUUGAGGAGAAGUUGGACGGCAAGAUUCAGAAUCUGACGGAUCUCUUCAAUGACUACGCCGACCAGGCCGGCUACUAUGACCUUUGCCUACUCAUCUACCAUGCCGCAGACUAUAGGAACCCCACUACUAUCGCCGAAACUUGGACCAAUCUGAUCCAGCUCGAGCAUGACGAGGCUCAAGAGGCCACGGGCGAUGAAAAGCGCCUCCCCUACGAAUCUGUCUCGGUGAAGAUUCAGAACAUUGCGCACCGGACGUCCCUCGACAGCGUCAUAUUCCCUAUCCAUACCCUUCUACCUGAAGUUUGCCGUUACGCUUGCGUAAACGGCCAAGACGCUACCAUCGGAGCCGACCCGACGUGGCCAGUCCAGCUAUUCCUCAGCGUCGGUGUCUCUCAUGACAUGAUCGUGCGUGUACUUGAGCAUGUAUUCGACACGCAGGCCUACGGAUUCACUGGCGUCGCUAGACGUACAAGACUUGUGGAGCUUAUCGCCUACGUGGUGGACUCGUGGGCGAAGGAGAUCAGGAGACGGGGUGCCAGCGCCAAGGGCACGGGCCUAAUGGGUCCGGGCCUCGUGGACUUGCUCGAGAGGUGUGAGAAGGCGCUUCCGGCGCCUCCUGGUGGUAACAACGUUGGAGGCACCGAUCUGCCGGAGCUCAGGAGGAUCAUCCGGACUUUGAAGAGGGAGGUGUCAAGCUUGGUUGAGAGGAUUGCUUCUGGAAGCUUGAGGUUUGCAUAA
Scedosporium apiospermum is the source of this 4203-nucleotide messenger RNA. RefSeq lists its product as uncharacterized. Gene Ontology annotation, molecular function: structural constituent of nuclear pore. NCBI's taxonomy places the organism in Eukaryota, Fungi, Ascomycota, Sordariomycetes, Microascales, Microascaceae. Gene Ontology annotation, biological process: protein localization to nuclear inner membrane; protein import into nucleus; RNA export from nucleus. The transcript has 3 exons. The coding region runs from base 1 to 4203 and encodes 1400 amino acids. The record is from RefSeq and is a predicted model, not a curated record. Gene Ontology annotation, cellular component: nuclear pore; nuclear pore inner ring.